Cyanistes caeruleus (blue tit) is the source of this 8414-nucleotide messenger RNA. NCBI's taxonomy places the organism in Eukaryota, Metazoa, Chordata, Aves, Passeriformes, Paridae. The record is from RefSeq and is a predicted model, not a curated record.
ACUCGGCUUUGGGGCUCGAGGGGUUUUUCUGGUGGGUGCCUGGGUUUUCCUGUCUAUCUGGAACUGCUUUUUAACCAGUGUCUCUUCUUUCUCUUCUAUCUACUGCCCCACGAUGGAUUUUGGUGUCUCACCUGUGUGGCUGGGCUGGCGGUCUCAUCUCUGGCAUCAUCAUGACAACAGAAAAGAGCCCAGCAGCCGACGCUGACAGCUCAGAGCAGCAGCAAGCCAAGGAGGAGGAAGGAGCUGGUGAAACACAGAAGCAAGAGGCUUCCCUGGAAGAAGGGGCUCAACCAACACCAGAGGGGGAGCCCCAGAGGCAGAAGGCCUCCAACGGAGACACCCCCACACACGAGGAGCAGAGCAAGAAGGAACGCCGCACCUCUGAGGGCCGGGGUCUCUCCCGUCUCUUCUCCUCCUUCCUCAGGAGGCCCAAGUCUCAGGUAUCCGAAGAGGACAAAGACAGUGAUGCUCCUAAAGAGGCGGGAGGUGACCAGAAAGAUGCAGGAUUAGAAGACAUCCUAGUGAAAGCCCCGAUUGCAGCUCCUGAGCCUGAGCUCAAAACAGACCCAUCACUGGAUCUCCAUUCCUUGAGCAGUGCAGAAACACAGCCUGCUCAGGAGGAGAGGAGGGACGACCAGGAGCCAGAGGGAAGAGACCUCGAGGACAGGGAAGAAGGGGAAGCAAAGGAAGAGGGUGCCAAGCCAGAGUCUCUGGAGACUAAAGCAGACAAGGAUUUGAAAGCUGCCCAAAAAGCAGUGAAAAGACACAGAAACAUGUACUGCAAAGUCGUCUUGCUGGAUGACACCAUUUUUGAGUGUUCUGUGGAUAAACAUGCCAAGGGACAGGAUCUUCUUAAAAAAGUCUGUGACCACCUCAAUCUGCUGGAAGAAGACUACUUUGGUUUGGCCAUAUGGGACACACCAACCUCCAGGACAUGGCUGGAUCCUGCCAAAGAAAUAAAAAAGCAGGUUCAUGGAGGCCCCUGGGAUUUUACCUUCAAUGUCAAGUUUUAUCCACCAGAUCCUGCCCAGCUAACAGAGGACAUCACGAGGUAUUACCUGUGUCUGCAGCUCAGACAGGACAUCCUUACAGGGCGGCUGCCCUGCUCCUUUGCCACCUUGGCUUUGCUGGGUUCCUACACGGUCCAGUCAGAGUUGGGAGAUUAUGAUCCUGAUCUCCAUGGCCCGGAUUAUAUCACUGAGUUCAAACUGGCCCCAAACCAGACAAAAGAGCUUGAAGAAAAGGUUGUGGAGCUUCAUAAAACAUAUAGAUCCAUGACUCCAGCCCAAGCAGACCUGGAAUUUCUUGAGAAUGCAAAAAAACUGUCUAUGUAUGGAGUCGACCUUCACCAAGCCAAGGACUUGGAAGGAGUGGAUAUCACUCUGGGAGUCUGUUCCAGUGGCCUUCUUGUUUACAAAGAUAAGCUGAGAAUCAACCGCUUCCCGUGGCCCAAAGUCCUGAAGAUUUCCUACAAACGCAGCAGCUUCUUCAUAAAGAUUCGGCCAGGGGAGCAAGAACAUUAUGAAAGUACAAUUGGGUUCAAGCUACCAAGUUACCGGGCAGCAAAGAAGCUGUGGAAAGUAUGUGUUGAACAUCACACCUUCUUCAGGCUGACUUCCACCGAGGCCAUCCCCAAGAGCAGGUUCCUGGCGCUGGGCUCCAAGUUCCGCUACAGCGGCCGGACGCAGGCUCAGACACGGCAGGCGAGCGCCCUGAUCGACCGCCCUGCGCCCCAGUUCGAGCGCACGGCCAGCAAGAGAGCGUCCAGGAGCCUGGAUGGAGCUAAACGUGCGACUCAAAGGGUUGAGUUCAGAACCCUAGAGGAAGAGAAGCAGAAGGAGGUGGUGGUGGUUGAGGUUCCUGAACCAAAACCUGCGGAUCAGAUCCGAGAGAAGCCAGCCAAGCACGCUCUUGAAACUUCUGAAAUGAAACCCAUUGCAGAGGAGGAAGAGGAGGAGAAGGUAGAGGUGGUUAAGGUUCCUGUUGUCAAGCCAAAGUCAGCUGAGCUGGUGCAGCUGCGGUCAGCCAAACGUGAUCUUGGCAGUACUGAGAUAAGCCCAAUUGAAGAGGAGGAGGAGGAAGAGAAAAUGAUGGUGGUGAGAGAACUAGAGCCAUUGCCGAAGGAGUCAGCAGUGGCUGUGAUAACCCCAGAGCGGAGUCCCCGGCCCACCUCAGCUCCGGCCAUCGCUCAGAGCCACCCUGCAGAGCCAGCCCCAGCUAAGCCUGAUCUCAAGGAUGUGGCCACAUCUAAAGUAGGGAAGGAAACAGCAAAAUGUGAUGUGAGACGUGAAGAAUUUCCUCCAGAGAAACCCAAGGAGCCAGUGGAUGCCUCAAGGGUGAGGAAAACACACAUUGAGGUCACAGUCCCCACCAUGAAUGGUGCUCAGCCCCAGCAGCAGCCUGCAGAAAAAGAGGAAGAGCUGAUAAGAAUGAGGAAGAAGAGAUCAAAGAGGCUAGAUGGUGAAAACAUUUAUAUCAGGCAUAGCAAUUUAAUGUUGGAGGAUCUAGAUAAGACCCAGGAAGAAAUAAAGAAGCACCAUGCCAACAUCAGUGAGUUGAAGAAGAACUUCAUGGAGUCCAUCCCAGAUCCCAGGCCGAGUGAGUGGGACAAACGUUUGUCCACCCACUCCCCUUUCCGAAGCCUCAACGUCAACGGGCAGAUUCCCACGGGAGCAGAUGGAUCUCCCAGCUACUUUCUCCCGAAUUCUCACCACUUAGGGGUGUGCAAAGAACCAGUCCCAAAAUACCACACUGACCAGCGGAGGUUGGCUCAGCUGAGGGAGCUUAGAGCCAAGUUUUUCCUCUCCUAAAUACACUUGGGUUUGGCCAGGGCUGGUAAACUAAAGGGAUGCAGAAUUAUUGAACAGUAACAUUCCCACAAUCCUUCCUUUCUUCAGCAGAAGUGCUGAAGGCCUUGCAUGGUCCCAUGUGCUGAUUUACUCAUUCUGGGUUUUUAUCAUUUUUAGAAUCCAGAAACAAAAAUGCUGAAACACAGAGCAAAAUUCCAGGAGUUUGCACUGCUCCUACUGCCACCCUGCCUGUUCCAUGCGUGGGAUUUCUAAGAUUUACAGUUUUUCACUUGUUCAGUAGAAUUUUCAAACCAAUUGAAAUUUUGAUACUCUGGUCAGAACUUUGGAAAAGCCUUUUGUAUCUGCUCUGCAGUCUGGCUGUUCCAUGGGAUUUUCCAAACGCUGGGUUUUAAGGCCACUGUAGAUUAGGAAGCUGUCAGAGACCGCAUUUUGUACUGCACUGUUCCUCUUUCAAAUUCCUCAAACUUUUUUCUCACCAUUCCAAUUCUAAAACGCUCUGGAAGAUUUUGGGCAUCCACUUUUUGGGAGGCACCAGAUGCCCAUGAUCCUGAUGCAGCUGUUGGUGAGCUCUGCAGAGAGAGCUGUAGCUCCAGGGCUGGUGUGGCCCAGGCCACCAGCAGCUCUGCUCCCCAGGACAGUUUAUUUUAUGUUGAGAAGAGCUGCCCUAACGCUUUGCACAUCUCCAAGUGUCAUUUUGGGCACUUUCCAUCUGUCAUUUUUGUUCAUCUCUCUCUGUCUUUCUUGAUCUUCUACCAUGAAAGCAGACACGGGAACGGCCUCUGUUAGUACAGGAUGAAGACAAACUAAAAAAGCAGGAGAUACCUACUGAGACAGCCUUUCCCCGGCCAGCAAGUGAAGCAACUCUUCCAAAGGUUUCUAUUGCAAUCCCUGAAGAGCAGAAAUCACUCAAAAAGUGUCAGCUGUACUCUAGCAUUUUUCCUUCUCCACGUAUUCCCUUUAUGAUGUCCUUUCUCCUGGUCAUAGCACUGACUGUUUGGUGGCUGCUCUUUCUCUGAGUGGCAACAGGGUAAUGUUGAAACCUCAAGACCAAAGCUCCUGAAUUUCUUGGCUGUAGUCUCUGCUGCAUCUUCCUUGUCCCGGUCUUUGAUCUCCGUAGUUCACUGUCCCAGGGAGGGGCACCCGUGACUGUCUUAAUGUUGAUCCUGCUCUGUGUCCUUGUGUGGCUGCGAUGGGACCUGGCAAGGGUGGUCGUGGAUUGCCAGGUCCAUUCUGAAGUUUCCUAUGGCUCAAAAGCAAAUUCUUUGAACUGUGUUCCCAACUGCUGUGGGAGGGCAGAUGUGGGGAGGAAAUCAUGGGAGAAGAGUCUGGUUUCCCAAGCCCCUGAAGACUUCCCAUAGGAGUUGCUGGAGAAUUACUUUUAAGCUUGUUUGGAAUGCAAGGUAUUCACAAGCUGAAUAAUAUUUGGCACUGAUCUAAAAGGGGCUUUACAGGAGUCUGCUGAAUCAUGGAAUACUGGAAUGGUUUGAGGUUGGAAGGGCCCAUAAAGAUUGUCUCGUUUCACCCCCUGCUAUGGGCAGGGAACCUUCCCCUGGACCAGAUUGUUCCAAGUCCUGUCCAACCUGGCUUUGAACAAUUCCAGGCAUGGCAAGUCCACAGCUUCUGUGGGCAACAAGAGGUUGAGUCUCUAGGAAGAAUAUUGGAAUCUAAUUCAUAACCACUCAAUUUCUAGGAAACUCAGAUUGGCAUUUAAGUAAAAAUGCUGGUUCUCACUGCUGCUCUUGGUAAUAACUUAGGGACAGGGUCAGCUUCUCAUUUCCUAGUGGGAGAAGCCUUUGACAAAGUAUCCCAGCUUCCCUCUCCACCCCUAUUCUCACAUCCAAGAAAAUACAGUGUUAUAGGAGAAAAUCCAUUGCAAGGAGAUAUUUAUUGUAAACAUAGAUUAAUAAUUAAUAAUCUGAUGGUCUUGGUGCACUUGGGAUGUGUUUUAUUUAAUUUGUGUGGAACUAACUGGUGUAUGGUUGCUCCGGUCACAGGGAUGGAGUCAUCUGCUGUUUGAGCAUUCCCCCUGUUGGAAUGUUGGCUUGGCCACAUCAGGACACACUUCUAAUGUUAAAGCCCUCGAUUGCUUUUGACUUCUUUAACCAAACCAUUGCAUGCUGGUCGUUGUUUAUUGCCUACGGUGUAAGUGUCUGGAUGAUGUUCACAUUUAUUCAAGUUAUCCUGGCUGGGCUGUGCAGGCUCCAGCCCAGCUGGACUGAGCAGAGCUGGUUUGUGAGCUGGAGAGAAGGUAUGACUUUGUGUCUAAGGGGUUUCUUUUCUGUAAAUAGUAAUGACAGGGCUGAGCUGAGCCCCCCAUUUCUCCUUUCAGCACUAAUCCAUGUUCUCCUGUGUCCACUGGAGGACUGGACUGGACACAGUCACUCUGAGGGCACCCCCCCAGUGUCACCAGUGGUGGCAGCUCCUCCAGCAGCAUGGAAGAGAAAGGAGCAGGCCUUUAUUACAUGGACUAAAAUGUGUGAAUAUAUAUAAAUACCUGUAUUUAUCACCCUUUCUAGAUCUGUAUCUGUGUGAACAGUGUUAUUUAGGAAGCUAGCAGAUAAGCUUGAAGGAAUAAGGCAAACAUGUCAUGUGCUGUCUGGUCUGAGGGUCUGUGGGGUAUCAUGGACCACUUGAGUCACCUCUUGCUCUUGAUGUACAGGCUGAGGUUCUAAAUGCUGUCUCAGAAACUUAGGUUGCUAGUAAAACUUUGUUUUAAUCCUACAGGAAUCUUUCCAAUUCCUCUUGUAACUUGCUCCAAUUAGUUCACCAGUUUGUGCCUUUAGGACUUAGUUUUGUGAGGAUGCUGAUUUUUCAUUGGAAAAUAUUCUUCCCUUUUUAAUACACUGCCUUUAGUACACAGUCUUCCUCCUUUGGCCCUAGGAAAUUGAGUGUUGUUGUCCAGGUGUAGUCUGGAGUGAAGGAGGGCUGUAUCCCUGAAUCCUUGGAAUGCACUUGGACUCCAGUGGAUUUGGUGUGGAGUUGAGGCAGACAGAGGUGGGUCCUGGAGAGGAGAGAUGGGGGAGGAUGCUGGGGUGCCAUGUGCUGUGCAGAAAAUACAGGAUGGAAGAAGCCAGGGGAUACUUGUGGCUGGCAUUCCCUGCCUGCAUCUCCUUCCCAAACUGGUAACAGUUGUGAUGAAGAGCAGGGUUUGUUUCUUUCCCCAACUUGGCAUGGAGAGGGAAGAAAGAGGAGCUGUUUGGAUCUCUCUGUCCAUUUUCUGUCUGUAUUUCCUGGAGGUUGAACACACAGGUUGAACUUCCUUCCCAAAGGCAUUGCUCGGGAUGCUGUGGUGAGCACUGCUGAAUUUCAUGUAUUUCUGAUCCAUUGAUGAGAACUUGGAAGCCACACUGGUGGCUUUGGCAAAGCCGUGGUUUCUGUAGCUCUGUCAGCCAUUUCCAAAGGACCUGAAGUCUAAAACCUGCCCAGAGCAACCUUAGACUGGAGUGCUCAGGAUGUCUCAUCCCAGCAGGGUAAGAGAUGGGCUUUAUCGCCUCUACUCAAUUCUGUAACUCUUCAAAUUGUCUUUUUCUCUCUUUUUUAAUCUUGAGAUAAGGUUGGUUGUCAUCAGCAAAAAACCUUGGAAACUUUACACUCUUGAGAACACUCAGGAACGUUUUUGGGAUUUAUAUACUGAUUAUCACUGCAGAUAUAAAGAAAUUGAGCAAACGCUUUCUAUUUCUCUGGCAUUUUAGAGGUCAGUUAUCCAUAUUCAUCCAGGUAGAUAUGAUCUCUCCUGACAGAGGAAACCUGUAACUUACCAGGAACAGAAACCUAAUCUAUUGAAUGCCCCAGGGAUGUGCCUGCUGGGCACCAGCCCCUUUCCUAGGCACUUCUCUGCUUUUUUCUGUUUGCUCGUGAUGCAAAGGGAGUGAUAAUCCUUGACAGUCCAUGUAAGGUCUCAUUCCUGCACAUUCUGUAUCCUGUUUGUGCACAUUUUUAAAAGCUUCUAUGACAGCUUGGUGCUGUGGUUUUCCCCCUUUCCUGUGAUGUCAGUACAGGUUUCAGCACCGAGAGGAGGAUUUGGUGAUUCCUGCUGUCAUCUAUGUGCACAGGGAGAGCUGAUUGGGCUGAGAUCUCAGGGGAUCUAAAAAGGAACCAAUGUACUUCGCUCCUGUUUUCCUCAGGAACAAACUUGCUGGGAAUUCCAGCAGCUCCUGGGUGCCUGCCCUGACACCAGCACCCACUGACACAGGGGUUCACAUGCCCUGUUCAGCCUGGCUGGUGUAGUGCCAGGCUGUGAGUGAUGGAGAGCCGAGUUAUCCCUCCUGCAGGGAAGCUGGAAAUGUCUGCAGCAUGUAACCUCAUCCAGGUUGGCAUGAGAAAUCCUGGUUUUUCAGUGUGACCUGCUGCAGAAAGUGGCAUUCUGGUGACUGGCAUGCUGGUGACAUAGGCAGGAUGAGUCUGCCAGCAGUUUUGCCCAGUGUUUUGUGGUAUGGUCACUCAGUUCUUGGAUGCUCAUGUGUAGGAUCCCACUGGGAGUUGUUGAGGGUUCAGUGUUCCCCAUCACAACAUGGACAGUUGGCUCCACACUCACUUCCUGAAUCUCCUUAUCCAGAUUCCAGCUCCUCUGAACACCACCUAAAACACACAGGAGUUUCUUGUGCUUUCUUGCUUUAGGAAAAGGUGAACACAAGUGUUUUCAAGCAGCAGAUGUGCCAGAGCCAGUAGCUUGGAACUGGGGUUCAGCUCUGAGGCUGCACUGGGUGUGAUGAUACUUGAGGUCUUCAUUGCUGUAAAACUACAUCCCUUUUCUUUAUUGGCUGCUAAAAGGGAGCAGAUAAAGGGGGGGGUGUUGGCUGCAUCUCCUCCCACCUCGUGCCUCACUCGGGGAGUGAUGCAAGGUGAGCUGAGGACUCUGCAUAGGCAGCUCAGGGCAGAGUUCAGCCAGGACUGGCUCCCCUCUCUGGUGGUUUGUCUGGUAGCUAGUGCUGACCCUAAAGAGUAGGUAUUCCAUAUCUCCCUCCUAUCCUGAAAUAAUCAGGAGAUGUGGAUUUCCUCAGCACCAAGGGAAGUAAUUCGUGUUUGGAGGAAUGAUGCUUGGCUUCACCAGCUCCUGGGAAGGUUAUCAUAGAAUCAGGAAAUAUCCCGAGUUGGAAGGGACCCACAGGGAUCAUCAAGUCCAGAUCCUAAUGGUUAUGGGCAAAGUCCUUCACAUCAAUGUCAGUAAUUUGUCACUCUGAGAAUUGUUUCACUGGUUUAUUGGGUUUUCUUUUUACCUUGUUGAUGGUGCUUGUUCUGACCUGCAGGAUGAGGCAGGAAGCUUUCUGGAUAAAUCCCGCCCAAAAAGGGGUAAUGGAUUCAUGCAGAAACUCCUUGGUCUGUAUUUAUUAGUGGAUGACACUGGAGAACUUGACAGAGAUGGUUCCUCUUAUAUCUCUGUUUGCAUCUGUUGUUUUGGUUUGUGGGGCUGGAGGUUUGGGCCCCUUUGGGAUCUUUUAGCAAUGGUACUCAGUCCUGUUGGAUCAGUCUGUGGGGACUAGAAACACUUUCUUUUUUACCUAAAAUACUCUCUUUUGGAACACUUUUUUGGUUUUGUAUUUUUUCUCAGAUUUUUCUUUGUAAAUAUGUACAUUUAUCCAUUAAUAAAUGUUAUUGCAAAUCAGA